Osmia bicornis bicornis is the source of this 1262-nucleotide messenger RNA. RefSeq lists its product as uncharacterized. Gene Ontology annotation, biological process: regulation of transcription by RNA polymerase II. Gene Ontology annotation, molecular function: DNA binding. Bases 134 to 955 code for a protein of 273 amino acids. Gene Ontology annotation, cellular component: nucleus; transcription regulator complex. Lineage: Eukaryota; Metazoa; Arthropoda; Insecta; Hymenoptera; Megachilidae. The transcript is spliced from 2 exons. The record is from RefSeq and is a predicted model, not a curated record.
GCUAUCCCAGCGGCUAGUAUUCGCCCGCACUUUGUUCCUAUCGGGUUGACAAGCUAAUGCUGUGUUUUAUUUUUUUUUGUCUUGUCAAAAAUUACAGAGAAUUGCUUUUCCUUUAUUUCUUUAAUUGGUAAAUAUGAGAGAUGAAGUGAAAAUGGAUGCGAAUCGGCUAAUCGCCGAAGUAUAUAAGCGGCCAGCGCUUUGGAACCAAAGGCAUAUCUCUUAUCACAAUCGCGAAGUGACGAACCGCGUUUGGAUGGAGAUCGCAUCGAUAUUCAAAUUGCCCAAACCGGUAUUAAAAGCGAAGUGGAAAGGUUUACGAGACACUUUUCGGGCGGAGUUAAAAAAGGAUCAAGUAUAUCGUAAAAGUAAAUUUCAUCGAAAUAGGCCAGUAUGGAUACAUUUCAAAAGCUUACAGUUUUUAAAGGAACAAAUGUUACCCCGUCCACCGAUUUGGGAACGAAGUAAUCCUUGUCAAGACGACGAUCGUGUACCAAGCGAAGGUGAAGGCGAUGGACUGAUGUUAAAAGGUUCGUCGGUAACGAACAGGAAUUCCGACGAUCGUAAUACAAUUGCGAAUCAUCUUCUGUCGAUAAAUAGCGAUAAUGGACUAAAGAUUGACAACGUAAAUCAUAUAGACGUGAAACAAGAACCUGAAGAAAAUUUCGACAACCUCGAGUUUCAAAGUGUUUCCGAUAACUUAACUGAAAAUGAGAUGAUGUUACAAAAUAUCUCUCCUGAACAAGUGUUAAUAGGCGACAGUGACACUAACAUCGGUCUCCCGGUAGAUCCCUUAGAAGGGAACCGUUUCGAUGAUAAUUAUUAUUUCCUUAUGAGUCUUUUACCUCACAUAAGAGCAUUGCCUGCCGACAGAAGGAUGUUGCUCAGAAUGCAAAUGCAAGAGUUAGUUUACAAGGAGGUUUACAAGAAAAAUUCGGAUGACGUUGCUACACCCUAAAAGAAACGAACAUUCAAACGAAUAUUUUAUAACGAAGAUAUAGGAUGAGUGUUUCACGAAACUAGUUAAAGUUUAUUAAUUUUCAUCUACGAAAAUUAACCGAACGAUGAAUAGGUUUAAGAAAGAAAAAAAACCAUGAAAAAUGUAACAGUCAUAAGUAAGUCAAUGCUCCACAGAUUGAGAGACACUGGUGCUUUCUCGUACCUGUAGGUACGACCGUGAUGUUUAGUGUGGUGUGUAUAGGUGUAGUAAUUGUAUUCGUGUAUUCAUGAACAUUCCUGUUUCGUUGCGCAUGCGUACCUGCCGU